CUGGUCAUAUGACCUGUUAGCUACGUACCGAAGUUUGGAGACGGCAGUGUAGCAGUACAUGAGCUAAGGAGAGCGUUUACUCUCACGUCUCUGUUGUUUUUUUGUUGUAUAUCGAUUGAUUUUGAAGCUCGUGUCUGUACAUUGAUGCCAACGCUGUCGGGAUAAAGAAGAAAGUUUCACGACGUGAAUCUAACAUGGAGCCAAGAGGCCGGCGGCUCGCUGCGGUGUCUUUGCUUUUUUCCGCCGUGUGGUCUUCCUGUGUUUGUACCAUCAGCCCCGACCAGAUUGACCCUCUGCUGUAUGAGGAGCAGCUGCUGUGGGUGAGCGGAGCCCAGGGGGAGGUGGACACCUACAGGAUCCCGCUGCUCACCUUCACACCCAAAGGAAGCCUGCUGGCUUUUGCAGAGGCCAGGAAGUCGUCGUCCAGUGACAUCGGGGCAAAGUUCAUCGCUCUGCGGCGGUCCACAGACAAAGGAGCCACCUGGUCCCCGACCAGCUUUAUCGUCGAUGACGGGACGCAGGCAGAUGGCCUGAACUUGGGCUCGGUGGUGGUGGACGAGGAAGCAGGAUCAGUGAUUCUGAUCUACUCCAUGUGCUUCCACCUCUACCUCUGCCAGCCGUCCAGCACCAUGAUGGUGGAGAGCAGGGAUGACGGCCUCAGCUGGAGCCCACCCAGAAACCUCUCAGUCCAGCUUGGGGUCAAAACCUUCGCUCCUGGGCCAGGCUUUGGAAUCCAGAAGCACUACGCCCCAGCCAAGGGGAGGUUGGUGGUGUGUGGUCACGGUACGUUGGAGGGAGAUGGAGUUUUCUGCAUCCUGAGCGAUGACCACGGCCGUAACUGGUACAACGGUGCUGCGUUGAAAAGCAUCCCCUACAACCAGAAGAAGAGACCACAGGACUUCAACCCUGAUGAGUGCCAACCGGUUGAGAUGCCAGAUGGUAGCAUCAUCAUCAACGUGCGGAACCAGAACAACUACCACUGCAGGUGUCGUGUGGUGGCACGCAGCAGUGAUGGUGGAUUGUCCCUGCCCAUAGAUGAUCUGUACUUUGACUACACGCUGGUGGAUCCUGUAGUGGCAGCUGGAGUUCUGCAGAAAGACGGAGUGCUCUACUUCACCAACCCCGCCAAUGAACAACACAGAAUUAACCUGACCCUGCGCUGGUCGGUGACCCAUGGCACAUCUUGGGACAAUAAAGCUGUCCAGAUAUGGGCAGGGCCAAGCGGCUACUCCUCCAUGACAUCACUAAACAGUGGUUCUCCAGAGGACCGGAAGUACAUCUUCGUCAUCUAUGAGAAGGGACAAAAGGACUAUUACGAGACCAUCUCCUUUGUCAAGAUUCACCUGUACGGUGGCCGGUAGGGUGCAUGACAGGGAACUGAGCCGGAGAACAGCUAAACAUGAGAAUCGCACGUUGGAGGGAAAAGGGAAACACAAAGGUGUUGAUUACUACCACAACAUUCUCAGGACGGCAAUAAGAGACUUUCUAAACUCACUUUAUGUUAUUAAAUAUGGGAAAAUAGGAGUGCUAGCAACAGUUUAUGUUCAGCCUGUGAUGAACUGAUUUAAAUACUUUUUUUCCCUGAUUUUAUCUUUCUCUUCACUGAAAUUCCCACAGCUGAUGAAGUCCCAAGUCUCAUGUCCAAGUAUCUGUGUUUGGGUAUUUAUCAGAUGUUGCUAAAAAAAAAAAAAAAAAAAAAAGCCACAGCCACAAUAUUUUCCUUGUUCCUAAACAACAUGAAGUAAAGCCAGCAGUUUGGAGACGAUAACUGCGUCGUUUCCAAGCAACUUAAAUCACACAUUCAUCUAAAUAUUAUCUGUUUUGAAGCGGACACCAAGUGUCAGUUUUACAGGAAGUGAUGAUGAUACAAUAUUUACGUUUCACAGUCUCAGACCAAUGACUUUCACCUAUGUUGACAGAGUCUUAUCAAAUGAAUAUGAUAUUAAUACGCUAUAGAUUUUAAGCACCUCUGACACCGAUAACUUAUUGCUAAUUCACCUCACAGAAUAGGAUAUUCACUGUAUACUUGGUGCUGGAGUGAAAUGAUUCCUAUUUGCUCAGAUAUUUGUCAGAAUUUCACACUGAAAUGGCCUACUGUCAAAUCUUUCCUGUACAUUUUUUUUUUUUUUUUUUUGCCUUUUGAGAUCUGAGUGUGCCGUGAACACAUGGGGACAGAAAAUGGUUUUGCCUUUGUAAAACCAGAAAUUAUGUAAAAUGUAAAUGUAAUGUUAAUAGCCUUUUCUUAUGAGACUGCACUUAAAUGCUAUUUCCAAUCGAAUGGUUUUAAGAAAAUGGUUGCAAGUGAGAGUGUGUGUGUGUGUGUGAGAGAGAGAGAGAGAGAGCGAGUGAGAGAUUGAAUCUGAGAGUGAAAAGGUAAUAUAUUAAAUGUUUCCUCUUUUGUACUUUUGCAGAAUGUACUGUGAGUACUAUUUUGUAAUAAGUCUUGAAUUCCACUCUGCUCAGAUUUGAAUAUUUUAUUUUGAAAUCAAGAGACCAUACAUACCCCAUAUUAUCAGUAUUGUACAUAGGGUUGCAUUGUUUUCCUGCAGGACAUUAUCUGAUAGAUAAUCUGUAGAAUAAAUAAAUGAUUUCUAAUAAU
Molecule: messenger RNA, 2599 nt
Organism: Scatophagus argus
Lineage: Eukaryota; Metazoa; Chordata; Actinopteri; Scatophagidae
Gene: neu1
Product: neuraminidase 1
Exons: 7
Coding region: 195-1361 (388 amino acids)
Biological process (GO): oligosaccharide catabolic process; ganglioside catabolic process
Cellular component (GO): cytoplasm; lysosome; membrane
Molecular function (GO): exo-alpha-sialidase activity
Source: RefSeq, a predicted model, not a curated record